GUCUUGUCUAUCAAUGAUUCGAUGUAAUAAUAAUAAUAAUGAGUUAGAUGAAAAAGUAAAUUUCUAUCUCAAAAAAUAAAAUUACGCAAAAAGAUAAAUUGCAUUAAAUCUAGAAAGAAAAAGUCACGAGGGGCGCUAAAAUCAGCGCACAAAUGGCAGACGUUGGAGCGCGUUUUGAAAAUUUUGUUACGAGAGAAACUCAAGAGAAAAGUAAACAGAUUACGGGGCCAUUUCGAGCCACUCGGCUUUGGCACAUCUUAAUCGAUUGUCUGCGUUCUGAAGUGGUCGUGAAACGUCAACGUCACAAUUUUUUCAGGCAGUACGACAAUGUAUUUUCUGGAAGUAAUGCCGUCGACGUAAUUGAUUCUCAUUUACGACAGAUGGAAAGUGAAAUAUGUAAACAAGAAAUCACUAGAGAGAAUGCAGUCAAAGUGUGUCAAGUGUUAAUGGAUAACUCUAUAUUUGUAUCAGUGCCAUAUGGAUUAAAAAAGUUUGAAGAUAGCAAUAAAAGCUUUUAUAGGUUUAUUGAAGAUAAUUGUGGAACUUCAAAAAAUAUUUGUAAUCCACUGAUACCAGCAACAAAUAACGUUUAUAAUCAGAAAUUCUUACCUGCAUCACCAGAAAGAGAAAGAAAAUCCCUGGAUAAUAUUAUAUCAUCAAGUAAAUUGUCUCCAUCGAUGCUUAGUGGAAGGAGACGGCAUAGUUUUGUUGCUGCUGUUGUGUCUAACUUGGAAACAAAUGAUACAAAUAAAAGAAAAAUACCGAAACAAACUCCAAGGGGUAUUUUUAAACAGAAUAGUUUUAGAAUGUCUUUAUUAAAACGCAGACCAAAAUAUCAAUGGAUAAAUCAGGAAUUUGUACAGAAAAUUAGCUUAGAAACUUUUGAUGUUUCAGAAGAACUUAUAAAUAAUACUCGUGAUAAAGCAUUGUGCCAUUUAUUAACUUUUGUUGAUGUACCAAUUUUGGAAGAUAUUUUAAAUACUCCUACAAACAUGCAGAGAGUGAAACUUUUUGAAGAUGGACUAACCAUUGAAAAUGAAAAUGUGAAGUUGCAUACAACUCCUACAAAAUAUCCUUUAGCAAAAGAAUUUUAUAAAAUACCGUGGGUACGUGCCGCCACUGCUUGUCUAAUGUACGUACCUGAUGGAAUAGGGAAAUUAUGGUCUGUUCAGUCUUGUAAAUUGCACAGUUAUAAACAAGUGAAAGAAUAUUAUCAAAAUCUUCCAUUUCCAAUUUUACCCGACUCAUUUUUGCCACUUUAUACGUCUAUAUUAGAACUUCAUAAAGCAACAAAAUUUGAUCGAACACAAAAGGCCUUGCAGCUAUUAGCAACUAUCCUACCUUGGCAAAGAAGAGAUCAAUUAUAUAAACUUCUAUUGUUUUUAAAUUUAGUAGCACAAGAUUUAUCUAUUAAUGUUGAUAAAGAGUUAUCAAAUGAUGCAGCUGUAGUAAGAGAUUUUGUUGAUUGUUUUCUCUGUCAUCCUCUAUUGUCAAGGGAACAUCGCUCAACUUUAGUAUUGCUAUUUGUGAAAAAUGUCAAAUCAAUAUUUAAGUUUCCACAUUGGGUUUGUCAUUCAGGAAUUUCAUUUUGUGAAAAGUAUUUAUUAUACAGAAGUCACAUCCUUACAAAAAAAGAAUUGGAAAACUUAUUUUAUUCAAUUUUCAAAAGUGAUAUUUCUGAUAAAAAGAAAAGCAUAUGGUUGAGAAAAUUCAAAAGAUCUCAUUAUGAAAUUUAUGAAAAGUGUAUACCAAUUGUGUGAAACACAGACAUUGGUAUUUAGAAAUAACAACAUAAAAUGUACAAAUGAUAAAAUACUUUUAUUUAUUUAUUAAUUUUUGAAAGGGAGAGGUUUUUAAAUAUAUAAGAAGUGAUCAUGUAAUUUUAUUUAAUAAAUAA
Molecule: messenger RNA, 1897 nt
Organism: Centruroides sculpturatus (bark scorpion)
Lineage: Eukaryota; Metazoa; Arthropoda; Arachnida; Scorpiones; Buthidae
Product: DEP domain-containing protein 7-like
Exons: 7
Coding region: 153-1760 (535 amino acids)
Biological process (GO): intracellular signal transduction
Source: RefSeq, a predicted model, not a curated record